This is a messenger RNA of Zingiber officinale, 4014 nucleotides long. Its product is annotated as phospholipid-transporting ATPase 1-like. Lineage: Eukaryota; Viridiplantae; Streptophyta; Magnoliopsida; Zingiberales; Zingiberaceae. The transcript has 6 exons. Gene Ontology annotation, biological process: phospholipid translocation. The record is from RefSeq and is a predicted model, not a curated record. Gene Ontology annotation, molecular function: ATP binding; ATPase-coupled intramembrane lipid carrier activity; magnesium ion binding. Gene Ontology annotation, cellular component: plasma membrane. The coding region runs from base 163 to 3720 and encodes 1185 amino acids.
UCCGAGUCCAACACACCUUCCGCGUCUUCUUCUCUAGAACCCCAAAUCGAAGACUUUCGGAAACCGAUCCCAUUCUUCUCUUGCUGGGUACCAGCUUAUUUCCCCCUUUCGCUCUUCGAUUCUCUUCUCUGAUUGCCGUUCAUGCUCUGAGAUUGCCUGUUUAUGGCUAGUCAUAGCGUAAAUCCGCCCGAGGAUUCGGCGGCGGCGGAGGCCGCGCCGAACACGGUUCCUCCUCGGCGGGGGAGCUUGUCGUUCCGGUCUCGAGCAGAGAGGAGCUCGUCGGAGACGUUGUCGGUCGAGAUUAUGGAGCGGUCGAGGUCGAGGCCCAUGGCGUCGUACGCCUCCAAACGCUCCGACUCCGACAAGCUCGGCUCGCAGCGGGAGAUUGAUGACGACGAGGCACGGUUCGUGUACAUCAACGACCCGGAGCGGAGCAACCUGGCCGCCCGGUUACCGAACAACGCGAUCAAGACGACCAAGUACACCAUCCUCACCUUCCUGCCCCGCAACCUGUUCGAGCAGUUCCACCGCGUCGCCUACAUCUACUUCCUGAUCCUCGCGGGGCUGAACCAGGUCCCACAGCUGGGCGUCUUCAGCCCCGCCGCCUCUAUCCUCCCGCUCGCCUUCGUGCUCGGAGUCACCGCCGUCAAGGAUGGGUACGAGGACUGGCGGCGCAGCCGCUCUGACCGCAACGAGAAUAAUCGCGUUGCCUUGGUGCUCGUGCCCGGAGACCGCGAGUUCCGCCCCACGCCCUGGAAGUACGUACGCGUUGGCGAGGUCAUCAAAGUCGCUGCCGACGAGUCAAUUCCCUGCGAUAUGGUCCUGCUCGCUACCAGCGACCCCGCCGGUGUUGCCUACGUGCAGACAAUCAACCUCGACGGCGAGUCCAAUCUCAAGACCAGGUACGCGAAGCAGGAGAUGCAGUCAACAGCUCCCGAAGCCCUUUCCGGCCUCAUCCGCUGCGAGAAGCCCAACCGCAACAUCUACGGCUUCCUCGCCAGCGUCAACGUCGACUUCCCAACCGGAACCGCCGCCACCAAACCCGUGUCGCUCGGCCAAUCCAACAUCAUCCUUCGCGGGUGCGAGCUUAAGAACACGAGCUGGGUGGUGGGCGUGGCGGUGUACACGGGGCAGGACACGAAGGUGAUGCUCAACAGCUCCGGCGCUCCCUCCAAGCGCAGCCGUCUCGAGUCGCAGAUGAACAGGGAGGUGAUCCUCCUGGCCGCCACGCUGUUCGCACUCUGCUCCAUCGUCGCGAUCCUCGCAGGCGUAUGGCUCGUCGAUCACCGCCACGAGCUCGACACCCUGCCCUACUACCGAAAGCAGGAUCUCUCAGAACCCCAAGUUGGGAAGUACAACUACUACGGCAUCGGGGCGGAGACCGUCUUCGCCUUUCUCAUGUCCGUGAUCCUUUUCCAGGUCAUGAUUCCGAUCGCUCUUUACAUCUCAAUGGAAUUGGUGAGAUUAGGACAGGCCUUCUUCAUGAUUCAAGACAAGAACAUGUUCGACGAAGCGACCAAGACAAGAUUCCAAUGUCGCGCGCUCAACAUCAAUGAAGAUUUAGGGCAAAUCAAAUACGUGUUCUCUGAUAAAACUGGAACCCUGACCGAAAACAAGAUGGAGUUCCGAUGCGCUAGCGUCCGCGGCGUUGACUACAGUCACGGCGAGGAGGAAAGUCUCUUCAGUUCGGUGAGUAGUGGCGAGACACGGAAACCAAAAACGAGCGUUAAGAUCGACCCUGAGCUGAUGGAUGCAAUAAAAGGCGGCCAGGGAAUCGAAAAGGCUAAUCUUGCUCGCGACUUCUUCCUCGCGUUAGCAACGUGUAACACCGUCGUGCCUAUACUAGUGGAGACUCCGGAUCCAUCGGUGAAGCUCAUCGAUUACCAAGGCGAGUCGCCGGACGAGCAGGCAUUGGUGUAUGCCGCCGCCGCCUACGGUUUCAUGCUCGUGGAACGGACCUCCGGCCACAUUGUCGUCGACGUCCUCGGUGAGAGACAGAGAUUCAAUGUUUUGGGCCUUCAUGAAUUUGAUAGCGAUCGGAAGAGGAUGUCAGUUGUAAUUGGCUUCCCGGACAAGACUAUAAAACUAUUUGUGAAAGGUGCAGAUAAUUCAAUGUUUGGGGUUAUACGAAAGAACAUAGACUUGGAUAUCAUUAGGGAAACUGAGACAAAUCUGCAUGCAUAUUCAUCAAUGGGUCUGAGGACAUUGGUUAUUGGCAUGAGAGAAUUUAGUAUAGAUGUGUUUGAGGAGUGGCAUUCUGCCUAUGAGAAAGCAAGUCAGUCCUUAAUUGGUAGGGCAAAGUUACUGCGAGCUGUUGCAGCCAAUGUCGAAAGAGAUCUGAACAUAUUGGGGGCCUCUGGGAUCGAGGACAAGCUGCAACAGGGUGUGCCUGAAGCCAUAGAGUCUCUGAGGCAAGCUGGGAUCAAGGUCUGGGUUUUGACAGGGGAUAAGCAAGAAACAGCGAUAUCUAUUGGGUUUUCGUGUAAGCUUCUAACAAGAGAAAUGACUCAGAUUGUGAUAAACAGCAACUCAAAAGAAGCCUGUAGAAAAAGCCUACAAGAUGCAGCUUCUACGGCCAGGCGUCUCAAAGCAGCACCUGACUCUGAAAGUACAUUUUCGGGCACAGGAUCCAUGCAGACUCCUCUGGCUUUGAUCAUUGAUGGCACCAGCCUUGUUCACAUCUUGGAUACUGAAUUGGAAGAUGAGCUGUUCGAAGUGGCCACUGUAUGUGACGUUGUAUUGUGCUGUCGCGUUGCUCCAAUGCAAAAGGCUGGAAUAGUCACUCUUAUAAAGAACCGAACCGAUGAUAUGACUCUUGCAAUUGGAGAUGGUGCAAAUGAUGUCUCGAUGAUCCAAAUGGCUGAUGUUGGGAUUGGCAUAAGCGGGCAAGAGGGUCGGCAGGCUGUUAUGGCCUCAGAUUUUGCUAUGGGACAGUUCAGAUUCUUGGUGCCACUUUUGUUGGUACAUGGCCAUUGGAAUUACCAAAGGAUGGCCUACAUGAUCAUGUACAAUUUCUAUAGAAAUUCAGUAUUUGUUUUCCUCCUAUUCUGGAAUGUACUCUACACUUCAUACAGCUUGGUAAGCGCAAUAAACGAAUGGAGCAGUGUCUUAUAUUCAGUAAUUUACACAGCGCUGCCAACUAUCAUCGUAGGUGUCCUCGAUAAGGAUGUUAGCAGGAAGACAUUGCUAAAGUACCCGAAACUGUACCGAGCAGGCCAAAACAAUGAACGAUACAACCUGAAAUUGUUUGUCCUUACGAUGAUGGACUCCCUUUGGCAGAGUCUCACUGUAUUCUACAUCCCUUAUCUUGCAUACAGACGCAGCACCAUUGAUGGUCCAAGCCUAGGGGAUUUGUUGAUCCUUGCAGUGGUCCUUGUAGUCAAUAUUCACUUGGCCAUGGAUGUGUUUCAGUGGAAUUGGAUCACACAUGCAUCGCUAUGGGGCUGCAUUGUCGCAACAAUAAUUUGUGUCAUUAUCAUCGAUUGCAUAUGGAUGUUUCCUGGUUACUGGGCAAUAUUUCAUAUCAUGGGGACGAGACUAUUUUGGGCUUGCCUUUUCGGAAUUUUAGUGGCAUCGAUGGUUCCUCGCUUUACAACCAAGGCUUUGACAGAGUAUCUCAUGCCGAGUGAUGUACAACUUGCUAGAGAGCUGGAGAAGUCUGAGGAGACAAAUCUAUCCAAUUCAUCAGAGAUUCCAUUGAGCACAUUCUCACAACUCUAAUGCUCAUGUAUUAAGUUUUUUCUUUUCUUUACCUUCCAAUUUUGUUCACUUUUGAUUUCUACUUUGUGUAUAUUUAUUCUUUUAGCUGGCAAUCGGAUCAUUGGCCGAAUGCUAGAGGGUCACCAAUCCUUAUCCUUAAGGAUCUGGAUUUGUGUUGUGUAUUUAGUUGAAUGUCUACUUGCUUUGUUUAGUCUAUUUCUUUUACAAAUAUCCCUUUUUAUUGUUUAGUUUUACACUUGUAUUUGUUUAAGAUUUGAUAAGGAAUUGGUAUACCUUUCGGUGUAGUUAUUGUCA